Messenger RNA from Populus euphratica (Euphrates poplar), 2365 nucleotides. RefSeq names its product cation/H(+) antiporter 4-like. The record is from RefSeq and is a predicted model, not a curated record. Gene Ontology annotation, biological process: regulation of pH; proton transmembrane transport. Lineage: Eukaryota; Viridiplantae; Streptophyta; Magnoliopsida; Malpighiales; Salicaceae. Gene Ontology annotation, cellular component: membrane; endomembrane system. Bases 132 to 2327 code for a protein of 731 amino acids. Gene Ontology annotation, molecular function: antiporter activity. The transcript has 3 exons.
CAGAUGAAAUAGACCACAAUAUCACACAAUUAAGACAAUGCACAACCAUACCACCAUUUAUUAAUUCACAUGGUGUUUUUCAGGGCGAUAGUAACCUUUUGGAGGCUCAAUUGCCCAGGUUGGAGCUACUUAUGUUUGCAAUCUUCUUCACCAGCCAUGUUUUUCAUUUCAUCCUUAAGCGAUUCAGCAUCCCUUUGUUGGUUUCUCAGAUUCUUGCUGGAAUGAUCCUUGGUAAGGCAGGCCUCGGGUUGCAAGCAGAUUACAAAAGGAUCAUGUUUGCGAUCGACAGUGAUCAACUGUUUGGCACAAUUGGUGGAUUCGGUUUCCAACUCUUUGUAUUUCUAAAUGGAGUUAAAAUGGAUUUAAGCCUAAUAAGAAAGACAGGGAGAGUGGCCCUUUGCAGCGGUGUGCUGUCUAUGGUGAUGCCUGUACUAUUUGGUGCGGUAACCACGUCGAUUGUCAACAGUUACUUGGGGCUACUCGAACUAGAUAAGCUUUCGCUUUCCUUGGUGAUGUUAGUGCAUUCUAUGACUCCGUUUCCUGUCACCUGUAGCUUUGUCAGUGACCUCAAACUAACCCAUUCAGAGCUUGGCAGAUUAGGACUCUCAGCAGCAUUAAGCAGUGAAUUACUGACCCAAUUUCUUGCAUGUAAUGCCGUCCUUGUAGGCAUUUUUUACCAGUAUCAUUAUCAAGGAGCUCUUAAAAUUGUAGCAAUAUAUGCGGCCUUUGUUAUUCUGACUGUUUUUUUGUUGAGACCGGCAAUGCUCUGGGUGAUCAAACAAACACCCGAAGGAAGGCCUGUCAGAGAUUUAUAUAUUUACUUCAUCGUUCUAGGCGCAUUGGUUUCUAGUCUAAUAUUUCAGUUUAUUGGCCUAAACAUGUUCCUUGGGUCACUUGCUUUUGGAUUGGCUGUACCAGCAGGACCUCCUCUUGCAUCAGCUCUCGUUGAGAAGUUCGAAUGCAUGGUCUCAGGCGUACUUAUACCUCUCUUUAUGGCCAUGUGCACGAUGAAAACAAAUUUUAGGGAUAUCAAUUUUCACAAAAAAUUAACGAAGGGCACAGCAAUCGUCGUCACUGUAGUCAGCUUGACCAAAUUUGGAGCUUGCUUGGUAACUCUCUUUUAUUACAGGAUGCCAAAACAGGAUGCCUUCGCACUUGCUUUCAUAAUAAGCUCCAAAGGGAUCGUUGAGCUGGGCGUGUAUGCACUUAUCUCAGAAUCAGGGGUAUUUACUGAAGGGAUGUUCUCCUUUUUGGCCAUUACCAUUCUAGUGUCAGCAACCAUCUCGCCUAUUUUCGUGAACUGGCUGUAUGAUCCAUCAAGGAAAUAUGCAGGCUAUCAGAAAAGGAACAUUAUGCAUAGCAAAGAUCUGUGUGUGCUAGCAUGCAUUUACAGGCCAGAUAACGUGACCAGCAUCAUCAAUUUUCUCCAAGCCUUGUGUCCAACUCUAGAGAGCCAAGUUUCUGUUUGUGCGCUUCAUCUUAUCAAGAUCAGUGGGCGAGCCACCUCGCUCUUCAUUUCCCACCAGAAGCAGAAAAAGUCUCUCUCUGCCCGCUCCAUUUCUGAGAAUGUCAUUCUCUCUUUCAGUAACUUCUGGCGAAACAAUUGCGAGAUAGAAUCUGUGAAUGUCUUCACAUCAAUCUCUCCAACCAAAUUCAUGCACCAGGACAUAUGCACACUUGCAUUGGAUGAACUUGCAUCCUUUAUAGUGCUUCCAUUUCAUCUAAAAUGGCUUGUUGAUGGGUCUAUUGAGUCACAGGACUCUAGAUUUAGGACACUGAAUUGUUGUGUCCUUGAGAGAGCACCAUGCUCAGUGGGGAUCCUCAUCGACCAUGGUAAUCAAGUAAAUUCCAUUUCCAGGGAAUCAUCAAGAGAGCAGUCCCUACUUGUUGCUCUGAUAUUCUUCGGAGGCGAAGAUGAUCGAGAAGCUCUGGUGUUGGCUAAACGCAUGUCUCAGCACAGAAACAUUAGCCUAACAAUAAUCCAUUUCGUUCUCUCAACUUGUGAGAUUAAAUCUGAUUGGGAGAAAAUGCAAGAUUCUGAGAGGUUGAGGAAUAUUAAGCCUGGCUCUAUAGAGCAUGGAGAAGUGAAAUAUAUUGAGGAGACGGUAAGCGAUGGACUGGAAACUUCAAAGAGAAUCCGAUCAAUCCUCAAUAAAUAUGACCUCUUUAUUGUUGGGAGAAGGAAAGAUGUGGAAACAAUACAAACAGCGGGUCUUGAUUAUAUGAACGAGUACCCAGAGCUUGGUGUCAUUGGAAAUCUGCUCGCUUCAAUGGAAACCACUGAAAGAUACUCAGUCUUGGUUGUACAGCAACAGAUAUCCUUGUAAAGCACAGUCAUUCAAACUUUUCUGUUUAGUUUUUGUUA